This is a messenger RNA of Saccostrea cuccullata (small rock oyster), 2098 nucleotides long. RefSeq lists its product as uncharacterized. Lineage: Eukaryota; Metazoa; Mollusca; Bivalvia; Ostreida; Ostreidae. The transcript has 3 exons. The record is from RefSeq and is a predicted model, not a curated record. The coding region runs from base 169 to 1242 and encodes 357 amino acids.
AAAUAUGAAAAAGAACCAAACAAACAUUACCAACAGCUGUCAAACUUUAGGUUGUUUACUUUAGGCGAGGUUGUCCACAAAGCUGACUGACAUCUGUCCAAAGGUUGAUUCAUAACAUCAUCGCUUCUCCUCAUCAUAGCUAGAGCAUAUAAGAAAUUUGCAAACUGAAUGAUAUGGGUGGGCUGGAUUAUGGGUAAUCACAAUGUCAAAGGUCACAGUCUCUGGCCCACUCACUGCAUGCCAAAUCUGACAGAACCCCACCUGGUGGAAGAAAAUCCAGGAGAAAACAACUCCGCCCAAUCUUCUACUGCCCUCCAACUAGACAAUUUAAUAAUAAAUAAUGACCAUGAAGAACUAGAAAAGUUUAUCAGCCUGACUAAAGCUGAUGUGAAUGUAGAACUAAAUGAGAAAAAAGAAACAGCUCUUAUCCUAGCUGUUAAACUGAGCCACAUAGAGUGUGUCCAGGUGAUAGUGAACUGUGAGUCGUGUCUGAAGAACUGCCUCAAUGUUAACAAUUGUUCUGCUUUUGAUAUGGCUCUGAUCACUGCUUUUGACAAUCGUUUGGAACCCAGACAUUCCAUUUGUUGGGAAAUAAUCAAGCUGUUGAUGAGGGCUAAUGCGGAACCUAUGUGUAAGGAUGCCAUGAUGUACAUAGUGCGGACAGCCUUCAAGUAUCAGGAUGAUCAGUUUCUGCAUAAUCUCAUCGCAGCAGCUCUAGAGUGUUCAAAUUCAACCAUGUUUCAUGAACUCCUUCUUCAAAAAUUACAUCGUCAUCAGCCCAUCUACGUGGACCCCAUUGAUCCCAUUUUUAUGAACAUGUCAGAUUUUAGCAUUAAAUUAUUAAAGAUAGCUCCUCCAUCUGAGCAGGAGUUUAUCGUGAACUCGAUGUUUUAUUACAUGGAGUCGUACUGGCAGUCCCGCAGGAAUAAAUUCAACACGUUUUACAAACUGAUCGUGUACACCAUCGCGGCGGGCUGGGUGUGGCAAAGGUCGAACGUGUACCACAUCUCCCGAUCCUGUCCACACCUGGGUAAAUGGCUGAUACAGCAGAUGAAGACACCCCUCUCACUCGUUCACCUCUCCCGGGCCUCGUUCCGACGCCACGUGACCUGCCCGGUUCCAGCGGCCAUCGAGGAGCUCCCUUAUCCCAUUCCGGAAUCGCUGAAGCAGUACCUUCUCAUUCAAGACAUGGAUGAACUGUGUUCCUCAGGGACUGUUAACCUCAAUGAAGUGGCCUUUUGAAUCUAGUCAUAAAAAGUUAAAGAACAUUUAAUGUGGCAUUUCUCAUAGGAAACCAGCUCUUUUUUUAAUCAAAGUAAGGGAAAUCUUCACUGCUCAACAGUGUUUUAGGCAGAAAUUGUUUUUAGAGAAAAUUUGAAUUUUGACUGUAUUCGUCUAAAUAAUAGAAACAAAACAAUAUCUGCCUUUAGUUUAAAGGUGCUAAUUUUGAUUGAUCUUUUAUUUUAUUAUUUAAACAUUGAAGAUUUUAAUUUGAAUUGGUAUUUCAAACAUUUUUCUUUGAAAUGAAAUGAUGCAGCACAUUAUAAACUUGUUUAAGGCCAUUUUCUUGUUCCCUCUUAAAGUUGAUUUUAAGUUUCCUUUCUGUCUUGCAUUCAGUCUCACAUUUUGUUUUCUACAGCCAUUUUAUGUUUUUUUUACUCUUUACACUUUGUAAAUUUCAUAAAGCACCUUAUAAUGAUGUACAUACCAAAAAAGUUUUAUGUCAAAAUAUCUUUUCAGGGAAGAACAGCUGUUUGUUGUGAAGAAAUCUUUUAAAUCAGUUAAUUGAGAAGAAAACUUUUAUUUUCUUCUUUUUUUUAUAUUUUAAUACUGAAACAAAAGAAUAAUUUUAAUCAAGAAAAGAGUCAUAAAUGUGUUGCCUGUUACCUUUCAUUGUUUUAAAAGUACAUGUAAUUUAUUUUAUCCAUACAUGGGCUACAUUGCUAUGUGUUUUAUUUCUGUACGUUUAAUUGUUAUACGCUGCACUAGGAGUGUUGCUUAUUAUGAGUUGUAUAUACAUGUAUGUGUACAUUUUGUACAGGUAUAAUCUAUGAAUAUCUCAUAAAAAUGAUGAAAAAUAAAAGUGCUAUGAAUAUGC